This is a messenger RNA of Bombina bombina (fire-bellied toad), 7352 nucleotides long. RefSeq names its product septin 5 (gene SEPTIN5). NCBI's taxonomy places the organism in Eukaryota, Metazoa, Chordata, Amphibia, Anura, Bombinatoridae. Gene Ontology annotation, biological process: regulation of exocytosis; cytoskeleton-dependent cytokinesis. The record is from RefSeq and is a predicted model, not a curated record. Gene Ontology annotation, cellular component: microtubule cytoskeleton; septin ring; cell division site. Gene Ontology annotation, molecular function: molecular adaptor activity; GTP binding; GTPase activity. The transcript is spliced from 13 exons. The coding region runs from base 139 to 1233 and encodes 364 amino acids.
UGUCUUCUUUCUCCCCUCCUGCUGGAUAUUACGCGGCCUCCGGGGAUACCCACAGAUGAGAAAGAGAUAUCUGGUUAUGAUGGUAUCAGAAGUGGUUUGACACUGAGCUCACAUGAGGGCCGUCCCCAGACCCUCAAUAUGGACCAAGAGAAGCAAUAUGUGGGUUUUGCAACAUUACCCAAUCAAGUCCACAGGAAGUCUGUGAAAAAAGGAUUUGACUUCACGCUUAUGGUAGCGGGAGAGUCUGGCUUGGGGAAGUCUACGCUGGUGAAUAGUUUGUUCCUAACAGAUCUCUAUAAGGAAAGGAAACUGCUUAAUGCUGAAGAGCGGAUUAAUCAGACGGUGGAGAUUUUAAAGCACACAGUGGAUAUCGAGGAGAAGGGAGUAAAGCUUAAGCUGACCAUUGUGGACACACCAGGCUUUGGGGACGCAGUGAAUAACACAGAAUGCUGGAAGGCCAUCACAGACUAUAUAGACCAACAGUUUGAGCAGUAUUUCCGAGAUGAAAGUGGUCUAAAUCGGAAGAACAUCCAGGAUAACCGAGUGCACUGCUGUCUGUACUUCAUUUCACCCUUCGGACAUGGGCUUCGACCGGUGGAUGUGGCAUUCAUGAAAGCUCUACAUGAGAAGGUGAAUAUUGUCCCUCUAAUUGCCAAGGCCGACUGCCUCAUACCCAGCGAGAUUCGCAAGCUCAAGGAGCGGAUCAGGGAAGAGAUAGAGAAGUUUGGUAUUAAGGUUUAUCAGUUUCCGGAGUGCGAUUCUGAUGAGGACGAUGAUUUUAAACAGCAGGACAGAGAGCUGAAGGAAAGUGCACCGUUUGCAGUCAUUGGCAGUAACACAAUAGUAGAGGCCAAAGGUCAAAGGGUUCGAGGUCGAUUGUACCCAUGGGGCAUAGUGGAAGUGGAGAACCAGAGUCAUUGUGACUUUGUGAAGCUGAGGAAUAUGCUAAUCCGGACCCACAUGCACGACCUGAAGGAUGUCACAUGUGACGUUCACUAUGAGAACUAUAGAGCCCAGUGCAUCCAGCAGAUGACAAGUUGUGGAGCUUCCGUAGUUGCACGUAACCAGUCCAGCAAACUGACUCAGGAUAACAGGAUAGACAGCCCCAUUCCCAUUCUGCCACUGCCAACACCCGAUGCAGAGACAGAGAAACUGAUCAAAAUGAAGGAUGAAGAGCUUCGGCGGAUGCAGGAAAUGUUGCAGAAAAUGCAGCAGCAGAUACAGGAGCAAUGAUCACCUCUUCAUGAUGGCACUUACCCCCUCACUACUCCCACACCCCAACCCAGCACCUCUAGGACCAGUAUGGAGAUGGAUGUGGUACCCAAGGACUCUUCACAGUAUCUUAUUUAUUGAUAUGAACACCCGUCCGACAUGAGCUUCUCCCUCUGCUUACUGACCUCUCCUGCCCUCCUGGAAAGCCCUAUAAUGGAGCCAGCACCUCGCAAGAAGGCUGCAUAUUUACGUCAGUUUAAGUUGUAUCCCUUUCACGUUUGUUUUAUACAAGGAGGAGUAAAAAGGAUCCUAGAAGAGUGCAGAAGCCAGGGAAGAGAGUAAAGACAACUGCAAAGCAUCAUGGGAUGGAAUGCAUGAUUUUCUAAGAGAGUUUAUAAAGAUAAAGGAUCUUUUACACAAUGAAAACAUAUCCCUAUUCUUUCACAAAGCUCUGUUAACAGAGCAGAAAGAGGGUUGUUUUAAGUGGGUGGGGGGGUUGUUUUCAAGUCUUUUCAGCCUUCACCUGAUUCCAGUUACUCAACAAUCUUGUGUUAUAUUUUAUUUGUACAGUGUUUCAGUUUUUUGGACUCAGGACAUUUUUUUGAUGUAUCAAUGUUUACUUGCAGUAACUUUAUUGAGACCAAGGGAAGAGACAGACCCUUGAGGUGCAGAGACAGAGAGGCUACAUAGGGUUUACCUAAGAGAACAGAGUACAGAACACACAACCUAUAUGACAAUAAUCUGCUUGUGUAUUGUUGCAUUUCUACAUUAUUUAUAUAAAUUGGUGCAAGAUAAUGGCUGCCAUCUAUAACAUCUCUGCAUAGAACUUCAUAGGCUUCCUUCUGCUUGAAGGGAAAUGAACCUCAUAGAAUGUCUGAACUGCAUGUUCUUAUUUAUUUCAUCUAUGACAAGAUUUAGAUUCAAAUUUUACAGGAAACAUGAAAGUUGAGGAAACUGUGAUCAUUUUUGGUGCAUUUUAUGGAAAGUGGAAGCUGUGGGAAUCACUUAAAAGUAGCAGGAUGUGUUUUAUGUGUCUGUUAUAUCACACAGAAUGUGGCCCCCGCAUUGUAACUACUUUCUAGGGUUCUAACUACAUAAAGUGGGGAUAAUUUAUAAAAAGUAGAAUUGUUAAUUAUUUAAUUGUAUUUCUGAAACUAUUGAAGUAUUGGUAAAUUUAAAGGGACAUUGAAUAGAAAGGGGACGUAAGCUGUGCUAAUACUGUGAAAUCACAUUAGGUUAACUUUAAAGGAAAUUUAAAAACAGAAAUAGUAAGCGUUUUACCUUUGCUAUUGAUGUCUAUAUAAAUUUGCUUCUAAAAUAUAACAUUUUCUGCUUAUAUUUGAAAUAACAAUCAUCCACUAACGAAAUGCUCUAAGAUGCUGGGGCCACAAGGCUUCUGCCGAAAUAAACGUACUCCUAUUUUUUUACAGACAUGCACAUAGGGCCAGGCAUCAUUAUGUACAAGGUCAUCGACCCUCAUAGCUACGGAUGAAAAGCGGGAAUGCCCGUACUUAGUGGUGUCAUGUUACUGGCCAAUUGUUUCAAAGUUAAAGUGAAUAAAAAACACAGAAUGUAUAUGGACAGCAGUAGCACUAUACGCAAUAUACUUUCUAUUAUUAUUUUUCUGUACUGUUUAAUAUCCCUUUAAAUUUAGCCUAUUGUGGUUUAUUAACACUUGCAGUCUUAGUACAACUUACCUCCAUUUUCAACAACUUACUUUCUUUUUCCAUGGGCUUACUUUGUAGCUUACAAGCUUUGACCUGAAAGCUGUGUUGUAUCCCCAUCACCACUACCCUCUCUGCCUUCAGUGACAUAUCAGACAAGGGUACGGCCACUGGAUUCUGAUGAUAUCCAAAUGCUUCUGAAUGAUGUGGCAUUUUGUAUCAAAUCCAUAAUCAAACAAAAUAAUUACUGGAUAAUAAUAUGUUUAACGCUGUUUUAUUACCCAAGAUAAAUGAAGUCAACACCAGGUGCAAACCCACAAUAAAUUAUUUUUUUAUUGUGAGGAUUUUUAUACAUACACUAUGCUUGGAUAUAUCAUUUUUUUAAAACUGAUUUGUUGGAGGCCCUUAAAACCUUAUAUAAUGAAAACUAUGGUGAUUCAUAUCUACUCUAUUUUGUUCACCAACAAUGAGAAGAUCUAUAACUGCAUACUCUAUAGGGACAUUCCUAAGCAUAUCGCAACCACAUAGGUAACCUAGUUAGCAGUGAGAGUCCAUUAAGUUAAAGGGACAUAAAACCUAAUACAUGUACUUCCCUCUAAUUAUUGCCGCUGCCAUUUUGGCACCUAGGUUAGUUGCAUUUAGGGAUGGGUGAAUGUGUUUAUAUUUGAAUUUGAAUGUUAGAACGAAUGUUAUUGUAGAAACAUUUAUACAACACAGUUGUAGACUAGAAAUACUAUUUCAAAUUUGAAUGUGACAUUUAUAAAGAAUUUAUGUAGCAUAUGAAUAUUACAUUUAUUAAACACAGUUGUAGACUAGAAAUACUAUUUCGAAUUUGAAUUUCACAUUUGAAUGUCACAUUCAAAUUCAAAUAUUACAUUUAAAAAAACACAGUAUUAAACUAGAAAUACUAUAUCGAAUGUAUCAAAAUUUGUUUUUUAUUUCGAAUUUUUAGAAUCAUUCGCCCAUCCCUGGUUGCACUGCAGAAAUAUUAACUAGAAUUGCUGAACAUAUGCAGACACAUUAGCACUGGAAUGCAGUGAAAGUUAGAUUUCAACCUAGUAGCACCCAUUACUAGAAGGAGGAGGUGGUGAAUAACCUCAGUUAUAUGCUUAUAAAAUGCAUUUAGUGUCCAAUGUCCUUUUGAUAUGUACAGAUAGUGAUGUAAUGCUGGUUGACACGGAUCUGUACAACAAAUGUCUUUGCACAAACCUCUUGCUAUUGUACCUGUUUUCUACUUAUUUUGCCCACAUUCCGCCUAUACUACAUGUUGUGUAGCGCAGAGGUCAGUAACCUUGGGGCCCCAGAUGUUUUGGAACUACAUUUCCCAUGAUGCUGAAACACUCUUUAAGCUGUCUGAGCAUCAUGGGAAAUGCAGUUACAAAACAUCUGAGGGCCCAAGGUUGCUGACUCCUGGUGUAGUGUACAUGUUGUAUAUUAGAUUGCUGUGCUGGCUCUUAUGUACAUACUCUGCAAACAAUACUGUUUAUACAUUGCUGAGAGGUGAUAAAGGGAUUAUUGUCAAAGCAUUACAUUACAUAAAUUUUGUAUAAAGUUAUAUUUUAUAAAGUGCAGAUGCAUUUAGCCACAUGUUCCAUUUGGUUAGAUUUGAUUAAAUACAUUUUUAAAAUAAGUAAGAUUUUGACAGGUCAAGUCCCUCCCUGAAGUUAUAAAAAUUAAAAUUCCUUAUUAUAUCAUAUUACUUUUAAUGAUCUAUUUAUAAUAAUUUUAAUCUUAAAUGGAUUAUUUAAAAAUAGAGGUUAAUUUAUGAUGGAUGUCUCCACGAAAAUAAAACUUGCUGUAAGCAGUCCUUAAAGGGACAUUAUACACUUUAAGAUAGUAAUAUAAAAUGAUAAAUCAUAUUUAUUAAUUCAUUUUUUAUUUUGUCCCCUUUUUCUGUAAUUCAAUUCUGAAAUUGUGAGCUUUUCAGUUCCCGUUAGAAAUGGAGGUGCAGAACACUGUUAUAUUCCACACAGCCAUUGGCUGCACACUCUAGUGGUGUAUUUUUAACUGUCCCUAAUUGGCCUCAGCAGAGAAGGUAACCUAAGUUACAACAUGGCAGAUCCCAUUGUUUUAUAGACAUUAACAUUUUGAACUUAUUUUGUCAAUAUUUAAACAGCGAAUUAAACUUUAAAAAAUACAUCAAUAUGUUAUUCUCAAACUAAUCUUUUUUUUUGAAUACAUCAUUCUAAAUCUAACAUUUUUUUAGUGUUUAAUGUCCCUUUAAAGACUAAAAUAUGAAUAUACCAAUUAUUCUCAAUGGGACUGAACUUGGUUUAAUUUAAUCUGUAGUAGUCAGCAUCCAGAACAAUGCUAAUAACCUGACAUUGUGUUCUCCCUCCCUUCUCUUACUUAUACAUACUACAUCUGUCUAUAGUUAUAUAUGCAUAUUUGAAGGAAAAGGAAGGUGUAACUGUGCGUGUGUGCAUCUUUGUUUUAUAAUUUUGGUAUAUUUGAUUUUAUAUAUGUUUGCUUAUAUAUAUGUUUUCAUGUGUUUGUAUUUAUGUAUGUAUAUAUAUAUAUAUAUAUAUAUAUAUAUAUAUAUAUAUAUAUAUAUAUGUGUGUGUGUGUGUGUGUAGGCAUUAUUGUUUAUACUUAUCUAAUUUCUUUCCAAUCUACUUUUUAUUGUAGUAGUGCAUAUCGCAGAAAUGUUUACAUAAAAAAGUCAUCAUCAAUACUUUAACCUGUGACCUGCAGACAAAAUGGUGGUAAAGUCAUGUGCACUCACAUUCCCCUUCAUGCACUUCUGUGCCAGCCUGAGCAAUCACUGACAGGGGAUGUAUGAUAUGGAGAUUGUGUGUGCAGUCUCUAAAUAAGUAUAAUGUUUACAUGCUUAUUGCAAACAUGCUUCAUAUAUGCCCUGCUGUACAAUAAACUCUGCCCCUUUAACUUUCAGCGCUACAUUUUUUGUUGUUUUACAAAUACAGGCCAUACACAUACUAACUUAUAAAUGUUCUAUGCUUUACUUGCUAACCUUUGUAACACAGUGAUCUUUUUACUCCACAAUAUUUAUUUCUAUAUACUUUUACAUACAGAAGGAAACCUGCACAAGCUGCAUUACUUUGCAUUCUAUGUAUACUAUAUAUUCACACACAUGCUUUUCUCAUUUAUGUGGCUUUGUAUUUUACAUUUAUUUCUAUGUGCUACCUUUUCACAAGCAAAAGCUUUAUUUGUAUGUUUUGCGCUGCACAAAAUGCCUUCACAUCACAUUGCUGUUCGAAUAAGCCCCUUUGUAUAUCAUUGAUAUAAUACUUUUAUUUAUUGUAGGCAGAAUACAUCACACACAGUCAUAGUGAAUGAUAUGCGCAUUACGCAUAUAUUUUAUUCUGCAUUAUUCAUACAUAAUUCUCUCAUUCCUACAUAGUGUAUAUUCCAAUGUCCAGAUAAUUAAAGCAUUUUAUAAAUAUUUACUUUGUCUUUUUUUAAGGGAUCGGAUACGUUUUUGGUUUUAUUUAUUAAAUGAAUGGAACUCAAUUUUGUAAUAAAUUGAAACCCCCCAAAACAAUUUCCUUUAUGAUUCAGAACAAACAAUUUUAAACAACUUUCCAAUUUACUUCUACUUCCAGUUUUGCUUAAUUUUAUUGGUAUCCUUUAUUGAAGAAUCAGCAAUGUAACACUGGGAGCUAGCUGAACACAUUGGUAAACUAAUGACAAGAGGUUUAUAUGCACAACCACCAAUCAGCAGCUAGCUCCCAGCUCCUAAACAAAUUAGAUCAGAGAAAUAAACUGGAAACUUGUCUAAAAUGGUUUGCUCUAUCUGAAUAAUAGAAAUAAUGUUUGGGUUUCAUGUCCCCUUAAAGGGGCACUAAACCCAAAUUUUCAUGAUUCAGAUAGAGCAUGCAAUUUUAAGCAACUUUCUAAUUUACUCCUAUUAUCAUUUUUUCUUUGUUUUCUUGCUAUCUUUAUUUGAAAAAGAAGGCAUCUAAGCUAAGGAUCCAGCCAAUUUUUGGUUCAGGACAUGGACAGCACUUGUUUAAUGGUGGGUUCAUUUAGCCACCAAUCAGCAAGCACAACCCAGGUUGUGAACCAAAAAUGGUCCGGCUUCUAAACUUACAUUCUUGCUUUUCAAAUAAAGAUAGCAAGAGAAUGAAUAAAAGUUGAUAAUAGGAGUUAAUUAGAAAGUUUCUUAAUAUUGCAUGCUCUAUCUGAAUCAUGAAAUAAACAAUUUGGGUUCAGUGUCCCUUUAAGGAUCAAUUUUAUGGACCAAGGGGUUAUGCAGCAUAUUUUAGGCUUUACCAGCAUAUUUUUCUCAGUCUAAUAUUGAUUUUAUUUAACAUUUCCCAGUACAUGACAAUACAGGGCUGUUACAUGAAUUAUUGAUCCUGUGCCUCUGUCACCUCACAAUUAAGGUCUUAGUCUCUACCCCACUGUAAGACCACCUUACAGUGCAUUCCCAAGCUGAAAUAUUUCUUAUACUAACUGUUGCUGUUAUUAAUGUUUACAACUUGAGAAUCCUAAUAAAUAUGUCAAAAUAUUCAA